GUUGCGCCGGCUGUUGUGGAGAGCUGUCUGAAUGAAAGUGGCGCCGGGAAGCGGCUGGACGUUGGGCUGAGGGAGCAGCGCGUUGGCGGCGGCAGCCGUCGGAGCAGCAGCCCUCUCGGCAGCAGCGGCGGCGGCGGGCACAGUUGGGGACCUGCCCCCCUCCUCUCUUGCUGGCGGAGCGGAGAGGCUGUUCAGGGCGGAGGGGCCGGCGGGGGAAAGGCUCCGGGCCCGGGGGGGGGGGUGUGCAGCGGCCCCGGCCGUCCCGCCGCCGCGUCCGGGGCCAUGGCGCACAACAAGAUCCCACCGCGGUGGCUGCACUGCCCGCGGCGAGGCCAGCCCGUGGCAGGGAAGUUCUUACCUCUGAAGACUAUGUUAGGACCAAGAUAUGAUAGUCAAGUUGCUGAAGAGAAUCGAUUCCACCCUAGUAUGCUCUCCAACUAUCUGAAGAGCCUAAAGGUUAAAAUGGGACUUUUGGUGGAUUUGACGAAUACUACAAGAUUUUAUGACAGAAAUGACAUUGAAAAAGAAGGGAUCAAGUAUAUAAAGCUUCAGUGUAAAGGUCAUGGGGAAUGCCCUACAGCUGAGAACACAGAUACAUUCAUUCGUCUAUGUGAACGUUUUAAUGAGAAGAAUCCUCCUGAACUUAUAGGUGUUCACUGCACUCAUGGUUUCAAUAGAACUGGUUUCCUCAUCUGUGCCUUCUUGGUUGAGAAGAUGGAUUGGAGUAUUGAAGCAGCAGUUGCUACCUUUGCCCAAGCCAGACCACCAGGAAUCUAUAAGGGUGAUUAUUUGAAAGAACUUUUUCGACGUUAUGGGGAUGUAGAAGAAGCACCUCCCCCUCCUUUAUUGCCAGAGUGGUGUUUUGAGGAAGAAGAAGAGGAAGAUGAGGAAGAGGAUGGAAAAAAAGAAUCUGAGCCUGGAUCAAGUACUUCCUUUGUCAAAAGGAGAAAAGAACGUUUAAAAUUGGGUGCCAUUUUCUUGGAAGGUGUGACAGUUAAAGGUGUAACCCAAGUAACAACUCAACCAAAGUUAGGAGAGAUACAGCAAAAGUGUCAUCAUUUCUGUGGCUGGGAAGGAUCUGGAUUUCCUGGAGCACAGCCUGUUUCCAUGGACAAGCAAAAUAUUAAAUUGCUUGAGCAGAAUCCAUAUAAAGUAAGCUGGAAAGCAGAUGGUACUCGGUAUAUGAUGUUGAUUGAUGGCACAAAUGAAGUUUUUAUGAUAGAUAGAGACAAUUCAGUCUUUCAUGUGUCAAAUUUGGAAUUCCCGUUCCGUAAAGAUCUUCGUAUUCAUUUGUCAAACACACUUUUGGAUGGGGAAAUGAUUGUUGACAAAGUAAAUGGACAGGUCGUUCCUCGGUACUUGAUAUACGACAUAAUUAAAUUUAAUGCACAGCCAGUUGGAAAUUGUGAUUUCAACACUCGAUUGCAGUGUAUUGAAAAAGAAAUAAUAAAUCCUCGGCAUGAAAAAAUGAAGAAUGGACUCAUUGACAAAACACAAGAACCAUUUAGUGUUAGGCACAAGCCAUUUUUUGACAUCUCUAUUUCAAGAAAGCUUCUUGAAGGAAGUUUUGCUAGAGAAGUCAGUCAUGAAGUAGAUGGACUUAUUUUUCAGCCUAUUGGAAAAUACAAACCUGGUCGGUGUGAUGAUAUUUUGAAAUGGAAACCUCCCAGUCUGAAUUCUGUAGAUUUUCGCCUAAAAAUAACAAGAAUGGGAGGAGAAGGGCUGCUUCCCCAGAAUGUUGGCCUUCUUUAUGUUGGAGGUUAUGAAAGACCAUUUGCACAAAUUAAGGUGACAAAAGAACUAAAACAAUAUGACAAUAAAAUUAUAGAAUGCAAAUUUGAGAACAACAGCUGGGUCUUCAUGAGACAGAGAACAGACAAAAGCUUUCCAAAUGCUUAUAACACUGCCAUGGCUGUAUGUAACAGCAUUUCAAACCCAGUCACCAAGGAGAUCCUCUUUGAAUUCAUUGACAGAUGCAUGACAGCUUCUCAAGGACAAGCACGGAAGCAUCAUUUGGACCCAGACGCAGAGCUCAUGCCUCCUCCACCUCCCAAAAAGCCACGUCCUGGCAUCUAAUUUCAGGGUUUAGAAACAAAUAAGUGGAAAAAGCCUGAUAUUGCUUUACAGUUUUAUAGCCAGAGGAACUGAAAAAAAAAUGAUGGGCUAUACAUUUGAGAGGAGGGAGGAAGAAUAACAAAAACCAGUAUUGUAGCUGUCCUGUAAAUAUUUGAUGCAUUUUCUCCAGUGCAUCAUGGACUUGAACAUUCUCUUUUUACUUGAUAAACACAAGCUUACCUUGUAAAAUCUGAAGUUUAAACUAUCCAAAGGUUUAGAUAAGAUUAGAAUCAAUGGAAAGAGGCCUUGUUUAUAUAUGGAUAACUUUCACCUUUAAUUUAUAAUGUUACUAAUCUGGAACUGUGAGUACAGGAAACACUGUAUUUUUAGGGACUGUCUUUCAAAAAUAGUAAAGUUGCAAACUUUUUCUUUUUGUAAGCAAUGGAGUUUGUCUCAUUUAUCACAGAUUUCCUACAUUUCAGAGAUUGAUGUGUUUAAAAAAAAUAGAAUUGUUUGAGUAUAAUACUAGUAAAAUGAGUUUUACUCAUUUUAAUGCUUUUUGUGGGAGGGAAAUAUUAAAAAAAAGUGAAACUAUAUUGUUGUAAUUAACCUCCUUUCUAAAGGAAACCUGUUAGGUAUUUUUAUCUGUUUCUGUUAUUUGAACUCUUGUAUCUAAUGUAUAGUGUGCCAGUUUUAGCUUUGCUUUUUAAGCUUUUCCAUAAAAAGUGAGCACACACCAAAUCUCUAUAUGUAGCUCUCUCAUACAAGACUAUUUCUAAUAGCAGGGCUACUUCAGCUUAACCCUCCACAGUGACAACACAUUGUAAAUGACAUUAAACACACAACUCACUGUGAUAUGCAAGAGUGAUAACCAAUACAAAUGAUCUUGUGUUAGUUCCCCUGAACAAAACAGCAAAGGAAAUGCCAGGUGACUUCUCUGAUUAGGCAGUAAUGUCAAUGGAAUAGAAUACUAUCAUGGGAAAAUGGUGUCCCACUCCUAAAUAAAUGCAGAGUCAAACACUAGACAUUCAUUGGAACUAAACAUCAAGAAAACCAAGCCAUUUAUUUUCUUAACCAAUGUUGGCUGUUCUAUAUCAGUGACAUUAUUCUUGUGAUACCAAAUGAAUAAAUAAAUUGAUUGACAUUUGUACUUGGGACAAUCAUCGAACCCUCUUCCAUAUUCUGAUUGAAGAGCUUUAUUUUGAUUGGUGUGUAGAGAAAUUAUUCUAAGGCUAACCCAAUUAAUAACCAGUGUAUUUUAAGAAGUUUAGAUUUUAAAGGUUUACUGUACAUGUAUUGAAAAAGAAUUUUCAUGGACUACAUUUUAUAUAUGCAUUACUGUUCAGGGGGUAAUGUAUGUUUUUCAAGAUAUACCUACACAUGAAAAAUCCAAAUGGGUUAUCUGGUCUGAUUACCUGGCAGGAUUUCAUCUGUCAGGAUUCAGUUGGUUAUUACCAAAAAUAUGUUUCUAUUCACAUGGAUUUUAAUGUUUCUAAACAAAAUUUUCUCUUGUAUUGAUUUUUCUAUACGAAACACUAGGUUCAUGCUUCGUGAAAGUGUUUUUAUUUGUUCUACUGUGCUGUAUAAUAUGUAUUGUGGGUUCAUCCUAAUUGCCAUUUUCGUGUUUCUUUGUGUCUGUCAGGAUACUGAAAGGGUUAAAUUAGCUGCUUACUGAAGUGAUAGGUGAGAAGGGGAAAAUGCUCAUGUUUCCAUAAUACGUUUUAUACAAAGUAAAAUAUAGGGAAUUGCCUAUGCAAGGUUACAAAAUUGAUUCUUUCCCACACUAAUAAGCCUUACACAAAUUUGAAGCAAAAUUCCUAUGCAACCCUGAAAGCUACUCCAUGCAUCAUUGGGAGCAGUGAUUUCCUUUCAUCUAGCAUAUAGGUUUCUUACCAGACUACAUAAAAAUACAGCCCUUUUAUGAAGAGAAUUUACAAUUUACUUUUGUCAAUUAUCUUUAGUAUAGCUAAAAUGUCUAUGGUAAUUGUAACCUUUUAAAUGAGUUAAGUGAGAAGAAUGUCUCUUUAAUACUUCCAGAUAUUUUUUUCUCCUUGUCUAUAUGCAUUUCACCAGAACUUUUCUUAAUUUAUCCUGUCUGGGUUUUUUUUUUUUAACUGCAGUGCAGUAUAACAGUCUGUCUUCCAACUCUAUCCUCUUUGGUUCCUGAGUGCAUUCACUACUGUCCUCUACAUCUUUAAAAGCAAUCUAGAAGUAAACUAGAAAUUAAAUUUCCAGUACAAACCUAAAGCCAGACUUUAGGACAGCCGAAAGGAAGAGUUGAAUCUUCUCUUCCCAUCUCAUCUCACUUAAUACCAUGUAAAUUCUGGGACUUAUCUUGUGGAUGAGAUAAAGAAAAUUCUCAGCUUUUAAAACAGAGAAUGUGAAGCCCUCAGAUUUGUGGUUUGGAAAAGGUGUGAAAUAACUGUCAAUUUUUGCAUAGAUCAUUUACUUUCAAUUAAGUGCUCAGAAAAUGGCUCCUAAAAUUGUGUAUCAAAGAGUAUUUUAAUAAAGCUACUGGUUUAAAAUGA
This is a messenger RNA of Phascolarctos cinereus (koala), 4583 nucleotides long. RefSeq names its product RNA guanylyltransferase and 5'-phosphatase (gene RNGTT). Gene Ontology annotation, biological process: protein dephosphorylation; 7-methylguanosine mRNA capping. Gene Ontology annotation, molecular function: mRNA 5'-triphosphate monophosphatase activity; mRNA guanylyltransferase activity; ATP binding. NCBI's taxonomy places the organism in Eukaryota, Metazoa, Chordata, Mammalia, Diprotodontia, Phascolarctidae. The record is from RefSeq and is a predicted model, not a curated record.